This is a messenger RNA of Homo sapiens (human), 1868 nucleotides long. It is a transcript of the gene RNF229, whose product is annotated as ring finger protein 229. The transcript has a single exon. Lineage: Eukaryota; Metazoa; Chordata; Mammalia; Primates; Hominidae. Bases 504 to 1109 code for a protein of 201 amino acids. The record is from RefSeq and is marked validated.
ACACCCGCCUCGCUGUCUUGGAGUCUUGAUCUGUCGUCGGCGGGUCGCUGGCACAGGACUAAACAUGGCUGAGGCUGGGCUCCAGCCAGAUCUGGCUGGGGACAGCACCGCGUGGGCCCAGGAUCCACCCAGAGCAGGCAGGCCUUGCUGGGGCCCCAGUCAAGUCCACUUCCAGUGAGGAGAGCCAGCCGGGAGGUCAGUGCCAGAGCUCUGGUGGAGCCCAGACCCUGCCUUCCCUGAGGGCCGCCCCUGUCGCCGCCCUGGGGUCCCUGUCCUCCUAUCCUGACUCCUGCCCCAGGGCCACCACCCCUGAACUGUGCCCUGGGGCCCCCACCCUCCACCUGGCCGACUCCAGCUCUGGGCCUGUCAGUCCACCUGGGUCCUCUCUGGGCCCUGAGUGCCUGGACCCUCUGUGCCAAGCACCAGCAAGCAAAGGGGAUGACCUUGGGCACCCCCAAGGUGCUGAGACUACAGCCAGUGAGCCCCUGCUGGGGGCCAAAGCCAUGGAGGGUGCCUGGGCCCUUCCAACCUGGAAGGAGGAGGGGAGAGAGCAGGCAGCAGGGCAGGGGGAAGAGGAGGAGUGCCCGAUCUGCACAGAGCCCUACGGGCCCAGAGAGCGCCGCCUGGCCCUGCUGAACUGUAGCCACGGCCUGUGUGUGGGCUGCCUGCACAGGCUGCUGGGCUCGGCCUCCAGUGCCGACCUGGGCCGGGUGCGCUGCCCGCUGUGCCGCCAGAAGACGCCCGUGCUGGAAUGGGAGAUCUGCCGGCUACAGGAGGAGCUGCUACAGGCCGACGGGCCCUCACGCCAGCCCCGCCGAGAGGCCCCUGCAUCCUAUCACCGCAACCCUGGGCCCUGGGGCUCCCUGGAGCACCGCUACCAGCUGCGCUUCCUGGCAGGGCCCGUGGGCGGCCGGGGCUGCCUGCCCUUCCUGCCCUGUCCACCCUGCCUGGGUGCCCGGCUCUGGACCCUGCGGGAGCGGGGACCCUGUGCCCGCCGCCUGGCGCUGCUGAGCCUGCUGGCCCUUGAGCUUCUGGGGCUGCUGCUGGUCUUCACGCCGCUCCUGCUGCUGGGACUGCUCUUCGUGCUCCUGGACCGCUCUGGCCGCUGAGCAGAGCCCAGGACAGCCCCGCCGCCAACAGGCCAGGGGGCCCAGACUGGCCCACGUCCCCAUGCCUGGGUGCUGUGAGGCCUGAUGACCAGGCUGGAAAAACCCAAGGUUGGGUCCAGGGCAGUGGCCUUCAAUCAAGACCUCCCAUUGCUGAACCCACAACCAGGGCUACCCAGAGGCCUGACCCUGCCAGAGUCCAUGGCUGCACUGCUGCCCAGACACUAGCUGAACCCAAGGACACCAGCGCCCAAGGACAGCUCCUGGAGGAGGCCAGCCCAGCAGGAAAGUCUGUGAGCAGGACCCCAUUCACCCUGCGGCAGACGGGCACCGUACUGGCCACGGGCUGACGCCGGCCACACUUCCCCUCCGAGGGCCAGCUGAGCACAGCAGGCAUGAAAGCAAACAGAGAUACAGCAGUGAGUCAGUUCCUUGGAGAGGGCAGGGACUCCGCCCACCCUGUGUUCAGAUAAGGGCCAGUGUGUGUCCCUGAAGGUCAGGCCAGCCGGGGGAGGGGUCCAUGCUGCGAAAAUUCAGCCUGCAAAGGCUCCUCUCCCCACUUGAUCAGGCCCAGACCAGGUGGGGGUUGGCGCUGGCCUGUGUUGCAGGGGACAAGGGCCCACCCAGGCCUUGGAACAUAAGCUCUGCCCCUGCACACCCUCAUGUCACCACACCUGGGAUGGAGACAUCAGGUGGCCCAGCGAGAGAUGGAGGACUGAUCCUGGAACGUGAAGCAGCUUUCAAUAAACCAGCUCCUGGGGA